Messenger RNA from Beta vulgaris subsp. vulgaris (sugar beet), 3350 nucleotides. Its product is annotated as LEAF RUST 10 DISEASE-RESISTANCE LOCUS RECEPTOR-LIKE PROTEIN KINASE-like 1.1. The transcript has 4 exons. The coding region runs from base 793 to 2850 and encodes 685 amino acids. Lineage: Eukaryota; Viridiplantae; Streptophyta; Magnoliopsida; Caryophyllales; Amaranthaceae. Gene Ontology annotation, biological process: protein phosphorylation. The record is from RefSeq and is a predicted model, not a curated record. Gene Ontology annotation, molecular function: polysaccharide binding; protein kinase activity; ATP binding.
AAUUAAUAAGAAAAAUAUUAGUUCAGAUGGUAAAUAAUGUAUUGUAAUUCUUAUUUAAAUGUCAGGGGUUCAAUUCACAACAUCAACAUAUUUUUUCCACGUGGCACACAAACUUUGACAAACACACCUUUUAAUAUAUUUAUAUACAUAUUUAUGCUACUGCUUCCUUUUUUUUUUUUUAGAUGUAACAUUUUUUUUUUUUUUUUAAUUUGCUCACCAAAAAGGCACAAGUUGCAUUUAAAAGAAUAAAAGGAAAUAUUAGUUUUUUUUUAAUCAUAUAUCAAUUAGCUUCUCCAUUUUUAAUUCUUCAUUGUCAAUCUUUAGAACUACAUAAUAUCAUAUUCCUUUUUCUUAAAUAAAUAAACUAUGACAAAUUUUCAUAAAUUUGCUACACCAUACAGUAAUACACUAAUGUGAAUGCAACUAUAAUAUGUUAGUGGAGGGCGGCGCUCAACGUUUUUGGCUUGAACGUUGAAAUAAGACAAGGACUUAACAUAUUAUCAUAGUCGAGUCUUUCUUUUUGCCUCUUAGCUCUUAAGAGUCUUGAACAUAUUGUCUUACUGUAGCUUUUUCUUUGAACUCCAUUUGCUAUUUUCCACAUUCUAUAUCACACUUUACACGCUUAAGAAUAAUGCAAUAUUUCUUCAUGUAUUUGCAAGUCAAAAACCAUGAAUUUUCUCCCGUAUAUAGAGUAUGUGCACAAGUAUUCAUGUCAUUAUUUUUAUUCAAAUGAAGCACUUAUGUCAUUAUUGACAUUUUCUCAUCAAACUCAUCCUUAAAGAGAAAAAAAAAAUGGUUUCCUAUGUGUUUCUCCUACACUUUCCCUUCUGUAUAACCUUCAUUAUUGUGAUGUUCUUCGCCGUUUCAAUGUCAAACGGCGAAGAUACAAACUAUGCAGCAUGUUCUAUUCCAUACUUAUGUGGGAAUAUCAAAGUAGGGUAUCCGUUUUGGUCAGACAAUAGGCCUAAAUUCUGUGGAGUUCCACAUUUGAAGCUCAAAUGUAAGAACGAUAAUGGAAUUCACACUACUAUCAAUGUUUUUGAAAAUGGAUAUGCUAAUUUAGGUGUGCUUGCCAUAAACAUGCCUUCCAACACUAUAGUUGUUUCCCCUCAUGAACUUUUUGAUAAAUGUCAUCCAAAAGACUCGAAUAUAAGGUUGAGUUCUACAUUUAUGCCAGACGCGAGUUACACAAACAUAAGCUUAUACUAUGGUUGCAGUAAUGAUUGUGGCUCCAAAUCAUUGAACUGCACUAACAGCGACGGUACCAUUGGUUCUGCUUAUUAUUUUGAUAAACCAUCUGACAUGAAUCAUAAUUGUAACUGUAGUAAUAAUGUCACUUUCCCCAUGUAUAAGAGAGGGUUGGAUGAGCUUAGAAGCACAAAAAAUGGUUCGAUUUUAAGUAUCUUAACCAACAAUUGGGCAAUUAAAUUGAUAUAUAAGGCCAACAUCACAGCUUGUUCUGAGUGUCUGAAGUCUGGUGGCAGAUGCGGAUCGUCAGAGGAUCUAACUUCAGAUCAGUUCGUGUGUUACUGCAGUAAUGGAUCAAAACAAUUAGUAUGUCAUUCAUCAGUUUUUGCAGAGAAGUGGAUAAUAGGUUUGGGAGUAGGAGCUGGAGUUAUAAUUGUUCUUGUAGCAAUUAUAGCUAUCUGGAAGUGUAAGAAGCCAAAACAUGGUCACUCAAACUUCGUAACUCGGAGUAUUUCUCUUGACAGUAAUGCAUCAGACAUCGAAAAGGGAGGCAUAUACUUCGGAGUGCCACUCUUCUCCUACGGUGAACUCGUAGCAGCCACUGACAGUUUUGAUCAGUCCAAAGAACUCGGCAAUGGCGGCUUUGGAACAGUUUAUUAUGGGAAGUUAAAAGAUGGAAGAGAAGUAGCAGUAAAACGUCUGUAUGAAAAAAAUUACAGAAGAAUGGCACAGUUCAUGAACGAAAUUCAACUACUUACCCGUUUGAAACACCAAAACCUUGUAUCACUCUACGGCUGCACAUCACAGCAUAGCAGAGAAUUGCUGCUCGUGUACGAGUACGUGAAAAAUGGCACAGUAGCUGAUCACCUGUACGGUAAAAACACACAAUCAGCAGUAGUACUUCCAUGGAAUGUUCGUCUGAGAAUCGCAAUAGAAACAGCUACUGCACUCUCUUACCUUCAUGCUUCUGAUAUUAUCCAUCGCGAUAUCAAAACUAACAACAUUCUCCUAGACGGGAACUUCUGUGUGAAAGUUGCUGAUUUCGGGCUUUCGAGACUCUUCCCAAAUGAUGUAACUCAUGUAUCAACAGCUCCACAGGGGACUCCUGGGUAUGUAGACCCAGAGUACCACCAAUGUUAUCAGCUAACAGAAAAGAGUGAUGUAUAUAGUUUUGGCGUAGUUCUCAUCGAGCUCAUAUCUUCUUUGCCUGCAAUUGACAUGGACAGACAUAAACAUGAGAUCAAUUUAUCCAACUAUGCAAUUAAUAGGAUUGGAAGGUGUGCAUUUGAUGAGUUGGUGGAUCCACAACUUGGGUUCAUGUUGGAUUUUAAGGUACGAAGGAUGACUACAUUGGUGGGUGAGCUCGCAUUCCGGUGCCUGCAACAUGAUAAGGAAUUUAGGCCGUCAAUGGAUGAAAUUUUAGAGAUUCUGAAAAGGAUUGAAGGUGCUGAUUAUGAAGCAUUGGAGGCUGAAGAGAUGGUUAACAAUGGCGGCCGCGAAAAGGUGGUGGGAAUGCAUAGUAGCAUACCACCACCACAGCCUUCUCAUAUAGAGGAUGAUCAUGCACAACUGUUGAAUAAUAAACAGCUACAUCCACCUUCUCCAAUUUCUGUGAUAGAUAAGUGGAAUAGUAGAUCCACUACAUCAAGCAACAGCAAGUAGAGCAAAGUGCAAUUAAAAGGUUACUUUGAGUUUGUACUUGAGGCUCUAUGUGGAAAUACUUGAUGGAAUUGUGUAUUGCCAAUAAAGAAGGUUAGCUAAUUUUCUUAUAGCCUUACCUAAAGAAAAAGAAGAAAAGAAAGAAAAGGUAAAAUAUGUACGACGUUAUGUUGGUUUUUUAAUUUACGUUGUACCCUUCGGAGAUGAAAUUAUAGGCAAUACAUUUGGGGUUUUUCUUUUUUAAUAACAUAAGUUGAAGUUCCUUACAAGUAAGAGAGAAUUUGGAGAUUCCUUCUAUAAGGGGUGUUACUCGAUCCUCGACCCUUUGGGAUCGGAGAUGAUAUAAUCAUACAAAUACCACUAGACUAUCACCUACUAAAUAUACUUGUGGUUUUAAAAGUUAAGUUUUAGUAGGGAGUUGUUGUAUAGUAUUUGUUAUUAUGUGGAUCAAAUGUAAAGCAAGAAAUUCAAGGUGUCAAAUAACUUGUGUUUGUUUGAUAUUA